Molecule: messenger RNA, 2026 nt
Organism: Acipenser ruthenus (sterlet)
Lineage: Eukaryota; Metazoa; Chordata; Actinopteri; Acipenseriformes; Acipenseridae
Product: methyl-CpG-binding domain protein 2-like
Exons: 6
Coding region: 344-1075 (243 amino acids)
Molecular function (GO): DNA binding
Source: RefSeq, a predicted model, not a curated record
AACAUGAGUGUGGGUUGAAGCCCUUCUUUGGAACUAGUUGUUGUUAGGCGGGGCGGAGAGUUUCCCGUGGUCUCUGUGGUUGCCAGGCGCGGUGUGUCACUGGGAAGUGCAGAAAUUUCGGAGCGUCACGCCGCUGUCUCCGCCACAGCCACUGCACAGUGCUGGAGGUAUUGCUGAACUGUGUACUGCUGAGUUCAGACCCAGGGUAAACGAGACAUACAAACUCUGGCGUCACUGGCGAGAGUCGACAUUUCAGAAGUUGGAUAUCUAUUAUUUAUAUUUGUCGUUUUCUAUAGAUUUAAAUAUUCUUUCAGUUUGGGUAAUACACUAUAAAGUGUGUUAAAUGAUCAUGGAGAGGAAGAGGAUGGACUGCCCGGCUCUGCCCACGGGCUGGAAAAAAGAAGAAGUGAUCCGGAAGUCGGGGCUCAGCGCUGGCAAGAGUGAUGUCUACUAUUACAGUCCCAGUGGUAAGAAAUUCAGGAGCAAGCCCCAGCUGUCUCGAUACCUGGGGAACACUGUUGACCUUGGCUGUUUUGAUUUCCGCACUGGAAAGAUGAUGCCGAGUAAACUGCAGAAGAACAAACAGAGACUAAGGAACGAGCAUCUUAGUCAAUCGAAGGGCAAGCCCGACCUGAACACUGCACUGCCGAUCAGGCAAACUGCCUCCAUUUUCAAGCAGCCAGUUACUAAAGUUACCAACCACCCUAGUAACAAAGUAAAGUCGGAUCCUCAGCGAGCAAUCGAGCAGCCACGGCAGCUUUUCUGGGAGAAGAGACUACAAGGUUUGACUGCGUCUGAUGUAACUGAACAGAUAAUAAGAACCAUGGAACUUCCAAAAGGUUUACAAGGUGUUGGUCCAGGUAACACAGACGAGACCCUUUUAUCUGCUAUUGCAAGCGCUUUGCACACAAGUUCUGCACCAAUCACGGGACAGCUGUCUGCAGCAGUGGAAAAGAACCCAGCUGUAUGGCUAAACGUGACCCAGCCCCUCUGCAAAGCCUUUAUGGUCACAGAUGAGGACAUUCGGAAAUCCAAACAUAGAAGGACCUGGAGGAGGAGGAAGAGCAAUCAGUGAUGAGUGACACAUGUACAGUUAUUUUGCUCAGGAACAUUGGAUCUGAAGGGGAGACAGUUGAAACAGAUGGCAGGAUAAAAGAGUUUCAUACAUGCUCACUACCAGAUUUCACUUCGUCAAAGUUUUCUUUAUUAAUCAGUUUUGUCUCAAUGGAAGAAGCAAGUAUAGAUUGAGCAAGACUGUCUAUAGUAGUAUGCAAGGGUAUUUGUGACUUGUGCACUUCAUUGAGCUGGAGUUCUUUGAGAGAAAGAGAGAUCUGAAUGCCUUGUAUGUCCACCUUUUAUAGAAGAAGAAGUUUGUGAAGGAAGUCUGCAGAUUAUACAGGAUCUAAGACUGCAAGAGUGAGUGGAGGAAAGUGAAUGUUGAAAGGAGAAUGAAAGGUAUUAAAUCCCAAAGGGGAUUACACUACAUGAUAUUCAUACAGCACUGAUGAUUGGAUUUGAAAGGGGAUGGACUUGACAGGAAGUUAUUGAAGUUACAGAGAAAAUGACACGAGGGGUAAGAUCAGGCUGCUUCCUUGAAGUUAUUGCACAUUUGUUAUCCUCCUGGAUUAUGGAGUGCCUGUAGCCAUAUUUGGACCGUGAGGGAGUGAAGAGAACUGGAGCAGAAUUUAUUUGGACGAGUGAGGUACACAUUGAUGAUGGUGAUGAAUCUGUGGUAGAUGGAGAGACUUGGGGUAUGACAGAGUGGCGUGAGAAGAGGACGCACCGACUGAACAUGUCAAAAUCUGAUGGAAUAAAUGGUAACGUUUUAAUCUAGUACAUGUGUGAAAAAGGUGUUCUGAGUUACUUGAAUAUGGCAGUAUAUUCAUUUGAAUGGGUGAUGAUUGAUGAUACAAUUGAAUCUUUUAAAUCCUGUUUGAAAACGUAUUUGUUUGGGUCUGUUUAUUUGUAGCUGGAUUAUAUUAGACACGUGCUUUUUGCCCCGGAAUGCUUGCAUGAAGAGCGCUAU